AUGGCGGAAAUCUUCUUGGAAAACGAAAACAGAAUCCACGAUCCGGCAAACUUAGAUGAUGAUAAACAGCCAACUGGGAGAGAAUUUGAAGGUGCUACGUUACAGAUAGGUCGUGAAGAGGAUGUAGAACGGGGUAUCCCUGAUAUAUAUGUCGCCCAGCCGAGUUUAUCGCGGGACAGACCGGGCAGCGUCCUCGGGAGAACCAGUGUCAGGUCGACCGGUAGCAGGACUUCUGUGAAACCGGGGCUGGUGAAAUCUGAUGUCUCCUCGCAGUCUUUUUAUUCUUAUAAGGACGGCCAUUUGCAGAAGGCGGUCAGCAAUGUCAGAAACAUCAUUAAACCAGAGCUCGAUGGAGACCUGAAGUCGUACUGGUUGUUAACAGAGAUCGACCACUGGGAUUUAGAACGAGAACGGAUUGUGCUGUUGACGGAUUAUUCCUUGUUCAUUGUCAAGUACAACUUCAUCACUGAACAACUGCUUGAUUAUCGUCGUAUUAUGCUGCACGUAAUCCACAACAUAUGCAUCGGGGACUUGACGUAUCCAAACUCUUCACUUAUGCCAGACCGCAAGCACGGAGGGGUUCGGAUCUACUGGGACAGGGGAGAUCAGCUAUCCUUUGGCCAGAAAUGGAACCCUUGGUGCUCGGAUAUACCCUGGGUGACCCUGUCACACCAUCCUCUUCUGUACAACCCAAAGGAAAAUGAGACUACGACGUUCAAUGUUGAUGACUUCUUCGACGCCCUUGUUGCAGCAACUAGCAAGGUUUUUGCUGCUAAAAGACCUGGAGAGACCUUGAAAGUGAUCGAGGGACCAAUCACGAUUGAAAGCUAUGCCAGCUUGAUUGCACUGAUUUACAACAAGAGCGAGGUCGGCUACUUUCGAGACCGGAGUUGGUUCAGUUUGUGA
Molecule: messenger RNA, 906 nt
Organism: Candidula unifasciata
Lineage: Eukaryota; Metazoa; Mollusca; Gastropoda; Stylommatophora; Geomitridae
Source: the annotation of a GenBank genome assembly